This is a messenger RNA of Pseudocercospora fijiensis CIRAD86, 1047 nucleotides long. RefSeq lists its product as uncharacterized. Bases 1 to 1047 code for a protein of 348 amino acids. The transcript is spliced from 2 exons. NCBI's taxonomy places the organism in Eukaryota, Fungi, Ascomycota, Dothideomycetes, Mycosphaerellales, Mycosphaerellaceae. The record is from RefSeq and is a predicted model, not a curated record. Gene Ontology annotation, molecular function: oxidoreductase activity, acting on the CH-CH group of donors, NAD or NADP as acceptor.
AUGGUGAAAACACGACAAUGGCAAUUGGCGAACAAGCCGAGAGACGAGCCGAAGCUCGAUGGGCCCGAGCAGACCUUCAAACUCGUGGAGACCGAUCUUCCAGAGCCAAAAGCUGGUGAGCUGCUGGUGAAGUUAUUGUGCCUAUCCAAUGACCCCGCUCAGCGAGGAUGGAUCGAUCCAGAUAUUCCAGCCGAGAGAAUGUAUGUACCACCUGUGGAGAUUGGCGCCCCAAUGAAUGCCCGUGGCCUUGCAGAGGUCGUGGAAUCCAAGUCAGAGAAGUUCAAGAAGGGCGAUACUGUCAUCGCAACGACCGGCUGGUCUGAGUAUAGAGUUGUGCCGGCAAACAUGUGCCAACCAGCGGGAGAUCUGCCUGGUGGCAAGAGUAAGACCCAUUACCUUGGUGCGCUUGGGUUGACUGGUCUUACUGCCUACUUUGGUCUGACUGGAGUUGGCAACACGACAAAAGACGAUGUUGUCGUCGUGAGCGGCGCAGCUGGUGCAACUGGCUCCAUGGCAGUCCAGAUUGCCAAGAAGAUCAUUGGUUGCAAGAAAGUAAUCGGCAUUGCUGGCACGGAUGAGAAGUGUCGCUGGGUCGAGAAGCUUGGAGCUGAUGUCUGCUUGAACUACAAGAGCAAGACAUUCGCCGAGGAUUUGAAGAAAGCUACCCCUGAUUUUGCCAAUGUCUACUUUGACAAUGUUGGUGGCGAGAUUCUCGACUUGAUGCUUUCUCGACUUGGAAGAGGUGGACGAGUCAUUGCUUGUGGAGCCAUUAGCAGCUACAACACAUCCCAAGAGCGAACGACUGGCCUCAAGAACUGGUUCGAGAUUAUAAUCAUGCGGCUUCAGGUGAAGGGUUUCAUUGUGAUCGACUUCAUGAAGGAAUUUCCCAAGGCAUUGGAGCUCUUCAAGGAAGCUGUUGCAGACGGCCGACUUGAUAUCGAGGGCGGAGAGACGGUGGUUAAGACGAACUUUGAGGGCAUCCCGAAGACGUGGCUGAAGCUGUUCGAUGGCUCCAACCAGGGCAAGCUCAUCACCCAAUUGGAGUAG